Molecule: messenger RNA, 1580 nt
Organism: Suillus clintonianus
Lineage: Eukaryota; Fungi; Basidiomycota; Agaricomycetes; Boletales; Suillaceae
Product: WD40-repeat-containing domain protein
Exons: 11
Coding region: 59-1342 (427 amino acids)
Molecular function (GO): protein binding
Source: RefSeq, a predicted model, not a curated record
GCUCAACGGUACCGUAGACCAAGAGCCAGAACUACUACUUGUAGUUGCAACUCAGCAUAUGUAUGAGAUGGAGUGGAAGCCUCCUCAACUUGACGUCUCCUGCCCUCCGGAACUUGUCCUAACAAACAAUCUGGACGUGGAUCCUGAUUUCGCAAAUAAUUUCACUCGUUGUGCCAGGUGGUGUGCAGAUGGAUCCAGCUUCCUCGUCCAGUGCGAAAACAGGUCAUUCCAGCUGUUUAAUAUUUCAGACGUUCAAGGCACACAGUUCUCCGUUCACCAUCAGCGCACAUUCUCGCAGUCCUCAGCAGCCGUCAAUUUUGCUUGGUAUCCUGGGGCAUCACCCAACAACGCUCCGUCGUACUGUUUCGUCGCUUCUGUGCGUGACUGUCCAGUGAAGCUUCUUGAUGCUUCCGAUGGAAGGCUGAGAGCCUCGUACCCGAUUAUUGAUCAUCGCGAGAGGUUCAUCGCUCCUCAUAGUCUCGCGUUCAACUUGACGGCAGACAAACUAUACUGCGGUUUCGAAGAUGCCGUCGAGAUCUUCGACAUUCAACAACCUGGGGAAGGCGAUCGCCUUCCGACUACGCCUUCUAAGAAAAGCAAGGAUGGCCUCAAAGGCAUCAUAUCCAGCAUAGCUUUUUCCUCCUCUUACGACUACUACGCGAUCGGCAGCCUAACGCCUUCCUCACAAGCGAUGGAUAAUAUUGCUUUGUAUUCCGAGUCGAAUAAGGCGGCUAUCAUGCCUAUAGGAGGCGCAGAUGUUCGAUCCGGAGUCACGCAGCUGAAGUUCAAUCCGAUGAAACCGCAUAUUCUGUAUGCUGCAUUUCGUCGACACAAUGCAAUAUAUGCCUGGGACCUUCGCAGUGAUACAUCUGUACCUGUGAAAGUCUUCAGGUCGUCAUUUGAUUCUCACAAAACCUUAACCAAUCAGAAAAUCGAAUUUGACGUAGAUUAUGCUGGGAGAUGGUUAAGCGUCGGUGACCAGAAUGGAUGCGUUUCGUUGUUUGAUGUGGGAGAAUCGGACGAAUUCGAUUCUGACCAGUCAUCAGCGAUGAAUAUCGACCAAAAGAUGACUUUCAACGCACACGGAGAUGUGGUCGGCUGCGUGGCAUUUCAGCCCUUGCAUUCCAACCUUCUGUCAGCAUCAGGCUCACGGCAUUUUGAUAAGGGCAUGGAGGAUAGUGAUUCCGAUAGUUCCGACGGGGGGCAUUCAACAGACCAAGAAUCGGAUUCUGAGAGCCAGAAUAUGAUCAAAGUGUCAAGGCGCCGACCACUUCCAUACGUCAAGGACUCUUCUUUGAAGAUGUGGUCAUUCGACCCCACGCGGACUGUACAUCACGCUUGAUUGAUAUUUGCUUCGGAGCGCCCGAAUGUCAUCGGAUGUACAUGUUCGUCUCUGGUCCUUUCGAGCUGAUACUUUGGAAACCCUCGCGUCCUAAAAAGCAUUAUCACGGGACACAUGAGAUGUCGUUGCGGAGCGCUCACGGUCAAGAUUAUUCACAGAUUACUAGUGAGCGGUGGGUUCUCGUUCGAUACUAGAAAGGUUGUCGAGUCGGCGGCGGUUGGAAGUUUGAAGAUCGCUA